UCCGGGCGCCCGUCACUUCCUGCACGGCCCGGUGAAGGCCCUGCCGGGCGGCGGCGGCGGUAGCAACAGCGUGCGAGUUAUGGUGGCGCUGGAGAACCCCGAGUGCGGCCCCGAGGCGGCGGAGGGCACCGCGGGCGGGCGGCGGCUGCUGCCCCUGCCCGGCUGCCUGCCUGCCCUAGCCAGCUCCCAAGUGAAGAGACUCUCGGCUUCCAGGCGGAAACAGCACUUCAUCAACCAAGCCGUGCGGAACUCAGACCUCGUGCCCAAGGCCAAGGGCCGGAAGAGCCUCCAGCGCCUGGAGAACAGUGAGCAGUGGUCGGGAGGCGCCUCUUGGGGGCUCCUGGGCCUUGUAGAAUGGCCCCAGUACCUCCUGACCCUGCUGGAGACAGACGGGAGCCCACCUGGCCUGGACGAUGGGGACUUGGCACCGCCUGCAUCACCGGGCAUCUUUGCUGAGGCCUGCAACAAUGCCACCUACGUGGAGGUCUGGAACGAUUUCAUGAACCGCUCCGGGGAGGAGCAGGAGCGGGUUCUUCGCUACCUGGAGGAUGAGGGCAGGAGCAAGACGCGGAGGAGAGGCCCUGGCCGCGGGGAGGACCGCAGGAGAGAGGACCCCGCCUAUACGCCCCGUGAGUGCUUCCAGCGCAUCAGCCGGCGUCUGCGAGCCGUCCUCAAGCGCAGCCGCAUCCCCAUGGAAACGCUGGAGACCUGGGAGGAGCGGCUGCUUCGGUUCUUCUCCGUGUCCCCCCAGGCCGUGUACACAGCCAUGCUGGACAACAGCUUUGAGAGGCUCCUGCUGCACGCCGUCUGCCAGUACAUGGACCUCAUCUCGGCCAGUGCCGACCUGGAGGGGAAGCGGCAGAUGAAGGUCAGUAAUCGGCACCUGGAUUUCCUGCCUCCAGGGCUGCUCCUGUCCGCCUACCUGGAGCAGCACAGCUGAUGGUGGCCCCGCGGAGACCCCGCCGCUGCCUCGCCCAGCCACCAAGCCCUCCGAUACCUUCGGCUGAAAUAUCUUUCAUAUUUUUAGAAUUGGUCCUUGGAAACCUUUUUCGCUUGGGGUGGUCUCUCUCACUCUGCCCCCUCCUCAUGAAGCUCUUGGCAGUCAACAGACGCUGGCGGCUGGGGCUGCCCAUGCCAUCCCAGCUCCAAGCUUCCCGCUCUGGGACUUGUAUUUGGGUGGAGAGACCUGAUCUGGGCAUGUUCUGUUUCUUCAUCGUUUAGCUUUUCUGGCCCAGUCUGAAGCUCAAGUGAGGAGGGCGAGGCUGGGUUUUUAUCACUUUUAAUGAAUUUGGUGUGAUUUGUUGUAGAUUUUUAAAUUUCCCUUUUGGAGAGAAAAACCAAAAACACUCGUCCCCACUGGUAAAGCAUGGGUCUUGGUCCAAGCCCCUGCUCAGCCCCUCCCAGUUUUUAGCUUGAAUGAGGGCGGGGUCUCUGGGACCCUGCCCCUCAUGCCAGAAGCAUCUUGUGUUGUGUGUGUGUGUGUGUGUGCGCGCACGUAUGCCCUGAGACCCAGGACAGAAGCUGCAGUCCUAAGAGCUGGUUUUAUCCUCGUCAUUCUGCGUGCCCUCCCACACACCGCCUGUGCCAGGGCUCAGGGUUGCCUGCUUUAUACGAGCCCCUCUCCUUUCCUCCCCUCCUUCAUACUGGGGGUCCAGGACUUCCAGCCAGAAGCCUCUGCCCUGGCACUACUUUGUCUGUCCCCCCGUCCCGUGUCCCCCGUCCCACAGCCUGGCACCUGCCUGAUAGCUCCUGUGUCCCCAUGCUGGUCCUCCUGGCCCAGGCUGCAGGAGCCAGCCUGGGGAGGCCUCCUACCCCCUCGCUGCGUGUGGGUAAUUGUGUUUUGGGGGAAAGUGGGCAAUUUAAUAAAUUUCUGGUGCUCUGGC
Macaca mulatta (Rhesus monkey) is the source of this 1883-nucleotide messenger RNA. Lineage: Eukaryota; Metazoa; Chordata; Mammalia; Primates; Cercopithecidae. The record is from RefSeq and is a predicted model, not a curated record.